CGUGGUGGGUGGACUUGGAGAGAGGUCGGUUGAACUCGGGAAGGUUCGGUUAGAUUCGGGCAAGCGACGACGAGCCCAGACGAACCAUGGCGGUAGUCGUGUCGCCCAUAAUCGCUCGUGGCUUUCACGAGGUAACCCACGUUCGCUCCGUACAACUUUGCUUUGCUCGCUCAAAAUCUCGUGUCAUUUAUCUCGUAUUUUAUCUGCGAAAAGUACUCAUUCUCUCUUCUCUCGAAGAAGAAUUGAAUGAAACUACUACUGUUAAUUGAAAAAAAGUGUCGAGCUGUCAAAGCGCGCGCGCUCCUUUUGACGACAGUGACGCACGCCGCGGUAGGGAGGUAGGGAUAAAGAAAUAGACGUAAAGAAGGAGGAUACUUUGUCGCGUCGUGUCAGGCGUCGCGCUGCCAAGUCGUGCAUGCGCGACGCCUUAGCAUUUACCAGAAGAGAUGAUGACCUCUUUGAAAACAUUUAUUUGAAGUGUUAUUUUGUUAAAAAUAAGAAAUAAGAAGAAGAAAGAUAAAAAGCUACACACGUGUCAUCCGUCAUUUGAUUGUGGCUGACGCUGCUUGCGCAGACGCAAUGUCGCUGCUCGAACUGACGUCGAUUCUUUUCCUCGUGUUUGCUUCACCUGCCUCGGGAUACUUCAAUCUUUUUCUCAGUCAGGCAGAAGUACGCAAACUCAUGGGUCUCCAAGCGGAAUUGUUUUACGUGAGAGAAGGUGUGAUCAACGAUUAUGCCAUUAAAUUCGUUGUACCGGUUCCAGCGCAAGUUCACAAAUUGCAUUUCACAUGGCAAAAUCUUGCUGGCAGGCCGCUUCCUUACACGUUGGACGUAGAUAUCAGCAAUCCAUCCGCUCUAAGCAGCUCUCUAAACAUCUCUCAAACAGGCGAGAUGCCGGUCGGUAUUUUACAAACUUGGGCCCUAGCUUUGCACUGUGGUCCAUACGAUGCCGAAGUGAACCUUACUUUACGGAUCAAUGUUUCCGUGUCGAAGAAAAAUACAACGAGUUUAGAAUUUAGGCGGAAAAAGAUCUGCUUAAAAGAGAAAAGCAGCUACACCGGACCCGAGGAGGUUUUAGUCGCUGCUUCUGGUUCUACUUCCAGUGGGCAGGUGUUUUACGCAGCCAUCGGAUGUGCCUGUGCCUUUAUCGCUGCCAUAUGCGUUCUCGUGGUGGCCUAUUACGUUCGAGAUAAGAAGGCCAGAAGACAUAGGGAUCCUUUACAAGAGUCCAGAGGUCUCAGCUCUGCGUGUAGUGUCGAACGAGGUACAGGAGUUGGUCCAGCGCAAACCUUCCUAUCUCCAGAAACUCCACCACCCUCGGCGUCUGGAGCAUCAGCCUCCACUUAUAGAAGAUUAGACGACAGACCUAGUCGAGAGCUGCACGAGAGAAUUCAAGAGAUCACCGUACAAAGAUGCAGGGUGCGUCUUCUCAGCAUAGAAAUGGAGGGCACCUUUGGUCGCGUGUAUAGGGGUAGUUAUCACGAGGAGGGUGCUUCGUCUCCAAGGGACGUUCUAGUAAAAACAGCCGCCGAGCACGCUUCCCAGUCACAAGUCGCCCUUCUUCUACGAGAAGGUUUAGCUCUUUACGGCUUGAGUCACCCAGCACUACUCCCUGUUCUGGGUGUCUCGAUCGAGGACAGAAGCGCACCCUUCCUUCUAUAUCCGCAUACCGGUUACAAAAACAUGAAGAGGUUCUUAUUAAGGUGCAAGCUGAGCAGCGAAGGACCACCGAGAGCCCUUACGACUCAGGAAGUCGUCGAAAUGGCACUUCAAGCUGCCAAAGGGGUUCAGUAUCUUCAUAGGAAACGACUUGUCCAUAAAGAUCUCGCUGCGAGGAAUUGUGUGGUCGACGAUGAUCUACGAGUUCAAAUAACGGACAACGCUCUUGCUAGAGAUCUCUUCCCUCAAGAUUACCAUUGUUUGGGAGAUAACGAGAAUCGACCAAUCAAAUGGUUAGCUAUAGAGAGUCUACUUGGUAAAACGUUUACCACUGCAUCGGACGUUUGGGCAUUCGGUGUUCUCCUGUGGGAAUUAACGACACUGGCGCAACAACCCUACGUCGAAGUAGAUCCAUUCGAGAUGGCCAGUUAUCUUCGAGACGGUUACAGAUUAGCUCAACCGAUCAAUUGUCCUGACGAGUUAUUCGCAGUGAUGGCCUAUUGUUGGGCCAUGUCUCCCGACGAGAGACCUACUUUCGGACAAUUAAUAGUUUGCUUGCAGGAUUUCCAUACGCAAUUGACUAGAUACGUUUAAUGCUCGUACGAGUAAUAGUGAAGAAAUAACAAUAAUAAACUCGUUUAAAUGUCGAACGAAUUCGACUUGGGUAGGGGAAGAGGAAGACGUGUGUGUUCAUGUAUACAUUUGUAAGCAGGGUGAUCAAUUUUAAUCUAAUCGUAAGAGCAUAAGUAUUUCAGUGAAUAAGUACAUAAAAUGAAAUGAAAUGAAAUGAAAUGAAAUGAAAUAUGUGAAACGAAAUUAUGAACAUUCACUAGCAUCUAUUUCAUUUGAUACAAUUCUUAUUUACUUAAAUACUUUCUACAUGAAUUUGUUGAAAUUUUUGGAUCAUCCUGUAUAUAUAUAUAUAUAUAUAUACGUUCAAUAGCUAUCUCUCGCGUUCAAAGUACUUACUAUUGCAAAUUCGCACGUCGUUCACGUGUCGCUUAUUUUACUCGAAAAUCGAAUAACUCGAAUAGUCCAUGCGUUAAGUAUCGAUCCUAUCCAAUUGUCAGCAAGCAUUUCGUCUUUCCUCCGCAUACCAAGCCACGAUAUAUAGCCUACAUAUUAGAGAGAGAGAGAGAGAGAGAGAAUGGGCAUGUAUCGGAUAUCGGAUAAUACUUACAUAAAUGAUGAUCGAAACGUCGUGAUUAGGAAUAUUGGAAAGCGAUCAAUCUUCUUCUAUUAGCGAGAAAUCAAGAGAGUAUUUCAUCAAAAUAAAUUCGAUAGUCUGCUUAUAGCAAGGUGAUUUGUCCAUGUAUGUAUAUAGUAGUGCGCGCAUUGUGCAUUUACGAUCGAUCAGCUUUCUAUCAGCUCGAAUAAGAAGGACAGGGUUUCGAAUGUCGUCAUCAAAAGGGAGGGUUAUGUAGGAAAGAGAAAAUGAAUGCUUCCCUUGCCACGCUAGUCUUUCGACAGUGCCAAUUCUUUUUGUAUUUUUGUACAUACGUACUACUUAUAUUAAUUCUUCGUACGCACCUAUUUCUGUAUAUGUAUAUUUAAUAUUCGCGAUAAGCGUACGCUUCGAAAUUCAACCAGAGGAAAAUAAAAAAAGAGAAUAUAUUCUAUGUAAAUAUACGUAUAAUAUACGUUUGCGUUUAUUGAGUCGAGAGAGUCGAAACGAUCGAAAAUAUUCUAUGCUUUUUAGUAAUAUCAUAGCCAAAUGGCGAACAAGGAGAAUAAUAUUACAUCUUUUACAUCGUCUCUCUUACGACUCGACGAAUUUAUUACUAUAAGUAUCCUUAAGAAUCGCUAUGAAUGUACAAACUCUCUAGAAAUGUUACAAAUCAAGAAAAAAGGAAUAAGUUUAUAAUGUAAAGAGGGGGGAAAAAAAAACACAAAAAAGAAAAAGCGAUACGAUAAAAAAUGAAUUUUUUUCUUUCUACACAUUACUCCAAAAGUAAAAUGUCGUAAAGAUCAUUUCUUCCUCUGAUCCUCUUCUUCCUAUUCUUGUUUCUUUUUCUUAUUCGAAAAGUCGAAUACCGACACCGUCAACCAACCUUAGCUAUUUUCGUCUUCUUUCUUUCGAACGACAAGGGAGGAAAGAAGGAAAUAAGGAAAGGGGAGGAGAAGUUUGGCGACGUUAAAAGUACGACGUUAAGUAACAGAAAGAAAAAGACUAAAAAGGCAGGCGAAGAAGGGUGUGUUUGAAGGAGUUUCCCUUUUCUCGGAAAUCGUUCGUCAAAGGCAAUGCAACUGAGUCCUGUAAUUCAUGCUGAAGCUGAAACUGGGUAUCACCCGGAAAAACGGCAAACGCUGUAAUAAACAAUGUAAGAAUUUUUGUA
Messenger RNA from Polistes dominula (European paper wasp), 3995 nucleotides. It is a transcript of the gene dnt, whose product is annotated as tyrosine-protein kinase Dnt. Gene Ontology annotation, cellular component: plasma membrane; signaling receptor complex. Gene Ontology annotation, biological process: axonogenesis; positive regulation of neuron projection development; positive regulation of phosphatidylinositol 3-kinase/protein kinase B signal transduction. The record is from RefSeq and is a predicted model, not a curated record. Lineage: Eukaryota; Metazoa; Arthropoda; Insecta; Hymenoptera; Vespidae. Gene Ontology annotation, molecular function: protein kinase activity; ATP binding.